CUCAAACUUCAAACGCAAUGGCCACCACUCAUCUAGCUCUAGCUCCUCUCCUCCUCCUCCUCCUCCUCCUAGACGCCGUCUUCCUCUCCACCGAGGUAACCGCUCAGCCCGCCGCUCCCGCUCCUGGCCCUGCUGGUCCCAUCAACGUCACGGCAAUCCUCGAAAAAGGCGGCCAAUUCGUUACUUUUACCCGUCUUUUGAACACAACUCAAAUCGGAAACCAAAUCAACAUCCAAGUCAACAGUUCAUCAGAAGGCAUGACCGUGUUUGCACCAACAGACAACGCAUUUCAAAACCUUAAACCCGGAACCCUAAACAAGUUAAGCCCGGACGACCAAGUAAAGCUCAUUCUUUACCAUGUUAGUCCCAAAUUCUACACACUUGAUGAUCUUCUCUCAGUAAGCAACCCGGUCAGGACUCAAGCUUCAGGGCGAGACGCUGGUGCGAUUUACGGACUUAACUUCACCGGUCAAGGAAACCAAGUCAACGUUUCAACGGGAGUCAUUGAGACACGUGUUAGUAAUGCAUUAAGUAAAGAACGUCCUCUUGCGGUUUACGUGGUGGACAUGGUAUUGUUGCCCGAAGAAAUGUUUGGAGAACGAAAGAUCUCACCCGUGGCGCCUGGUCCAAAAUCAAAAUCUCCUGGUGUCUCUGAUGACUCGGAAGAUGAAUCCUCCAAGAAAGCGGCGGCUCCGUCGGAGAAGUCUGGCUCCGGGGAGAUGAAGGCUGGAUUAGGGUUUGGUCUUGGACUUGUUCUGUUAUGUUUGAAAUUCAUCGUCUGAUUUUGGUUUCCAUAUAUUUGUUUUAUUGUGAGGGUUGUAAUAAGAAAUUUCUUUAUUGAAUAUGAUGCAUGGAUUGAUGAUAAUUGUAAAGAAGAGAUUAUUAUUCCAAAUUGUGCGUAUAUGAUCAUAAAUAUUUAG
Eutrema salsugineum is the source of this 920-nucleotide messenger RNA. Its product is annotated as fasciclin-like arabinogalactan protein 13. Bases 18 to 782 code for a protein of 254 amino acids. Lineage: Eukaryota; Viridiplantae; Streptophyta; Magnoliopsida; Brassicales; Brassicaceae. The transcript has a single exon. The record is from RefSeq and is a predicted model, not a curated record.